AUGAAGGCAGCUGGGCCUUCUGAGUUCAUUGACAGUGAUUCAGAAAAGUUGGAUCUAGAAUGUUCCAUCUGCUGCCAUGAUUACAACUGGACCGACAAGUGUCCUCGGGAGUUGGAAUGCCUCCACACUUUCUGUACUGAGUGCCUCACUAAAAUGGAGGCUCAACUACCCAACUCAUGCCGUCACAUCUCUUGCCCACUCUGCAGGUAUUCCACUGAGCUCACGGCUUCGGGGUCCUUGGGCCUACCCCGCCAGGAGGAGAUUCUCUCCAAGCUGUCACUGCAGCUGGGAGUGCACAGUAGCUCCUCAGCUACCCUCAGCCAGCAGCUCAUCCUGACCCUGGACUCAGGUGAGACCACUGUCAUCAUGUUGCCCACAGUCAGCCUGAGUGUGGAGCAGGGGGACGGGCAGCGGGCUUCCAGAUCCUGGAACCUCCGAGACCAUUCGCUCGUCCGCCAGAACCAGAAACAGCAGGCCGUUGUGUGCCUGAGGAAGGCCUCCUGGAGAGUGGCCACCCUCCUGAUCCUGUUCUGCAUUGCUGCUUUUGUGCUUGGCCCACGACUCUUUUAG
Rhincodon typus (whale shark) is the source of this 570-nucleotide messenger RNA. Its product is annotated as RING finger domain-containing protein. Gene Ontology annotation, biological process: protein ubiquitination. Bases 1 to 570 code for a protein of 189 amino acids. Gene Ontology annotation, molecular function: ubiquitin protein ligase activity. The transcript has a single exon. The record is from RefSeq and is a predicted model, not a curated record. Lineage: Eukaryota; Metazoa; Chordata; Chondrichthyes; Orectolobiformes; Rhincodontidae.